AUGACACUCUGCUCAUCUUCUAGGGGGAUCUGCAACAAGCGCAAGUUAUCAAAACCAUCCUAUCUGCUUUUUCAGAUUUCUCUGGCCUGCAAAUCAACUUUCACAAAAGAGCUGCAGGUCCUGCAUGCCCUCGUCGAGCACGGCAACUGGAGUAGUGAUGCCGUCGUUGACCAUCGUUUCUCCUCUCUGUCUCCUAAGGAGCUCACUACGAGCCUGUUCUACAAGCUGAUCACGUUCCGUGGUGAGAAGUCUGCUAAGCAUCUCUGGGGCAGGCUGCAGUUGGAUACGUUGGCAUGUGCUUCCCCUAACCUGCUGUCCUUCUUUGAGCACGCUGCUCAGCAGCUCAAUCCUGGAAAGAAAUGGAAUGUGGCCUUCGCAGCCUGCGCCGUCACCCUAUGGUUCUUGGUCUUACUUGAUGAUGUGUGGUCCGCAGAAAUGUUGGAUCAUAUCAGAAAGUCAUUGCCUCAUACUGUCCCAGGCAGUAGAGUAAUAGUUACUAUAGCAUUUGAAAGGGAAAAGGGAGAUUAUAUACAUGAAGUAGGUUUAAUUGAUCAUACAAAGGCAAAAAUGCUGUUCAUGGCAGCUGUGCCUGUGCCUGUGCACAAAUAUGAGAGAAUUCCACCCAUACUCUGGGAUAUUUGUGGGGGUCUCCCAUUAGCCAUAGUUCAAAUGGCUGGGCGCUUUGCAUGCAACCCACAGAAUUUAGAAGAUGAAUGGCUCAAGUUGUGCUCUUCUUUACAACCAAGCCCUGGUACAGGUCACACCGCGGAACAACUCAUGAAGAUACUUAUUUCCUGCUACAACGAUAUGCCUGUUGAGAUCAAGACAUGUUCUUUCUAUCUUACCAUACUCCCAAGGGGUAAAAAAAUCAGCAGGAAGCGUCUGACAAGGCGAUGGAUACCAGAUGGUGCUGGCAUUGAGCAGCAGGGGUUCAGAGCGGAGGGGGUUGCAGAGGCAUACUUGAAUCAUCUCAUCAGAAGGAAGAUCCUAGGAGCCGUGGAGUACAGCAGCAAUGGGAAGGUGAAGAGCUAUCAGGUCCACGACAUGGUUCUUGAGAACAUUGCAUCCAAGGCAAGCGAAAACAACUUUGUCACUACGAUUGGUGGUUCGGCCAUGCCGUCACCUAACCGCAAAAUCCGCCGGCUGUCCGUACAAUGCAGUGUUUUGAAGUAUGAGGAAGAACUGGAGAUCAUGAAUUUGUCUCAUGUUCGUGACCUGACCAUGUUUGGGAGUAUGAAGCACCUGCCUUCCAGUUUGUUCAAAUUUAGAGUUGUCCAAGUUCUAGACCUUGAAGGCUGCAAGGAUUUCAAGCAGCAUCAUACUAACGAGAUAUGCAGAAUGCUUCUACUCAAGUAUCUCAGUCUCCGAGGAACAGACAUUAAGAAGCUAACAAGAAAGAUUGGAUGUCUUAGGGAGUAUUUGGAAACACUUGACAUCAGAGAAACAAAUGUUACGGAGCUGCCCAAAACGAUCUGCAUGCUUAAACAAGUGGUUAGCAUAUUUGGUGGGGACAAAAGAACAGGGAUGGCAUUGAAGCUUCCUGAAGAAAUGGGGAGGACGAAAGCAAUGAAGGCUCUCCGUAUACUGUCAGGUAUUGAGAUCAGUGAAGAAAGGAGUGGAGUAGGAGACUUCCAUCAUUUGACCGAGCUGAGGAAGCUCGCCAUUUACAAGCUUAACAUCAGUAAGGAGGGUCUACUUUUCAAGCAAUUAAGCACCUCGAUCAAGCGCCUUCAUGGUAGCUACCAUCUCCGUACCCUGGCAAUUCACGAGGAGUCAUCUGAGUUUUUCAAAUCACUAGAUGGUCUUUCUCUCUGUCCCAAGUUUCUCUAUGCUCUUGAGAUGUCUGGAAAGUUAGUUGAGCUCCCAAAAUGUAUUGCAGAAAUGCACGCUCUCAAACACCUAACCCUCUCAGUGACGGCUCUUCGGGCAGAUAAUUUGGGAGCUAUUUUACGGUACCCUGAUGCCAAAUAG
Triticum dicoccoides is the source of this 1971-nucleotide messenger RNA. RefSeq names its product disease resistance protein Pik-2-like. The transcript has 6 exons. NCBI's taxonomy places the organism in Eukaryota, Viridiplantae, Streptophyta, Magnoliopsida, Poales, Poaceae. Bases 1 to 1971 code for a protein of 656 amino acids. Gene Ontology annotation, molecular function: ADP binding. The record is from RefSeq and is a predicted model, not a curated record. Gene Ontology annotation, biological process: defense response to other organism.